Messenger RNA from Schistocerca cancellata (South American locust), 306 nucleotides. RefSeq lists its product as uncharacterized. The transcript has 2 exons. The annotation marks the transcript as partial. The record is from RefSeq and is a predicted model, not a curated record. NCBI's taxonomy places the organism in Eukaryota, Metazoa, Arthropoda, Insecta, Orthoptera, Acrididae.
AUGUAUUUUCCGAAACCUCUUUCUAAGAAAAGAAAUCAGGAGAUAGAUUUCACACUUCUGCAGACUGUUGUAAAGGAUUAUUUGCCCUUCAACAUAGUGGAAAGCAAACAUUUCCAAAGUUUUGUAGGCAAACUGAAGGGUGCUUACAGAAUGCCAUCUCGGAAGACCAUUUCCAAUACACUGCUACAACAACAGUACGCCAUGAUGAAAGAAAUUAGCGACAAUGCUGCUAAUAUUGUGGCAGCCAUAAGACUCACAGCCUGGAAACACAUCACCUGCUUUGCGCACACACUCAAUUUAAUUGUU